Molecule: messenger RNA, 760 nt
Organism: Manacus vitellinus (golden-collared manakin)
Lineage: Eukaryota; Metazoa; Chordata; Aves; Passeriformes; Pipridae
Gene: EIF4E3
Product: eukaryotic translation initiation factor 4E family member 3
Exons: 7
Coding region: 70-561 (163 amino acids)
Biological process (GO): translational initiation
Cellular component (GO): eukaryotic translation initiation factor 4F complex
Molecular function (GO): RNA 7-methylguanosine cap binding; translation initiation factor activity
Source: RefSeq, a predicted model, not a curated record
CAUUGACCCAGGAAACGUCGGUGGAGGUUUGGGCUCUAAAUUUAGAAAUGACGCUCGACAGCCCCGGGAAUGGAAGGAUCACUUCCUGGUACGACAGCAGCUGAAUGUGCAUCAAACUUGAAGAAGAUUUAUACAGUACAAACAGUGCAGGAUUUCUGGAGUGUCUACAACAACAUUCCUCCUGUGACAAAUUUGCCUCUGAGAUGUAGUUACCAUUUAAUGCGGGGAGAAAGACGCCCACUCUGGGAAGAAGAAAGCAAUGCCAAAGGAGGUGUAUGGAAAAUGAAGGUCCCUAAAGAAAGUACGGCUGCAGUUUGGAAAGAGCUACUGCUGGCAACUAUUGGAGAGCAGUUUACAGAUUGUUGUGCAGCAGAAGAUGAAGUAAUAGGGGUUAGUGUCAGCGUUCGGGACCGUGAAGAUGUUGUGCAAGUCUGGAACGUGAAUGCCUCUUCAGCAAGUGAAGCAAAAGUUCUAGAGAAGAUUCACAAACUUCUACCACACACAUCUUUUAAGGCAGUCUUCUAUAAACCCCACAGAGAGCACCAUGCUUUCGAAGGCUGACGUGGAAAGCAUUAAGUGCAGUGUGUGCCAAGCUCAUUUGUUGUUCUUUGGUGUUUUGAGGUGGUCUGGACAAGGAGGAGAAUGGUGGAAACCCUGCAGAAGUGCUACAUGCAGUUGGUCCUCUUGAGUUUCUGACAUUUCAAACUGGGCUAUUGCUGUUGAAAAUGAAGAAAAACAGUUGCCUUGACCGCUAAAUGUG